Messenger RNA from Paramuricea clavata, 4315 nucleotides. NCBI's taxonomy places the organism in Eukaryota, Metazoa, Cnidaria, Anthozoa, Malacalcyonacea, Plexauridae. The record is from the annotation of a GenBank genome assembly.
AUGAAUGUUUGCCAACAAAUUUUGGCUUUAGAUGCGAGGUUUAACGCGUAUAGAGCUCAAGCAAGCCCUCAACAUAGUAAGUAAACCAAAUAUGCUGAUAGAUAUUUGAUUCAAUAUUUGUGUUUUUCUGCUGGACUGCUGACAGGUAUUGUAAUAUUUUUGAACAGGAACAUUGUAUAUACGAAGAAGGACUCAGUUGUUGAGAGAAAUAGCAAAGAAAAAUGUGAGUAGAUUUAUCUUAAAAUGAGGAGUCAAGGGCUUGUUCUGUGGGGGUGGGCCAAAUCCACACAAGAACUCAUGUCUAUGAAAUAUUGAUUGGUCUGAUAUAGGAUAUGGGAAGGUCAAAGUAAUUCUGGAACAAGUCCUGAAUCUGGCAAUCAACCAGUGUCAUUAAAAUUACCCCCCAUACCCUUCAGGUGUCCUAGUACGCUUACUAUUAUCAGAAACAAUUUUUUCUCCCCUCCCCCCCGGAUUGCAGAACAUCUUCUGUGGUGGGGGGGGGGAAUAAUGCAAUAAGAAUAAGAAUAGAAUGGUGACUGAUUGAGCAGAAUGUUACUGGUAAGGUCGAUGGAAUUAAGGUAUCAGUUUACCAUCACCCGCCGCAUGUGUUAUUGCCAGCUGUGUGAAGUUAUCAUUAUUUCAAUAUUUUUUCAUUAUUUGUCAAAUUUGUAUGGCAAAGUGUUUCAAAAAUUGGCUUUCUGUUGAAUUUUUUGGCAAAUACUGACUUUGUUUAUACAGUUAGCGAAGCCACAACGAAACAGAGUCAAAGACAUGGAUGAUAGCUCUGAAGCUAGCUUUUUCCGUCAAAAUUUAAAUUUUUAGCUCAAAAUUUGACAAAUUCAAAUCGAAAAAAAAUAAUGAAUAAUGAAAAAAAUCUGCAUCAACUUUUGAAAUUUUAGGUGACAGUAAACUGAUACCUUAAUUCCAUCGGCCUAAUCGAUGUAAAUAUAUUUUUAGAUUGAUCACAGUGUUCGUCGCCAAUAUCUGCAUUUGAGAAAACUGAUUUUGAGCAAACAACAUGGAGCAGAUCUCCAAUCUCUGAGGUACAACUUUAUCUUUUACCCAGUUUAUUAUUUAAGCAUUCAUUCAGAUAUUAAAUCUUCUGUUGUUUCUAGGAGUAGAAGUACAAGCAUUCCAAGCAGAAUCAGUUCUGUUGAGGUACGUUAUCGUUAACAGAUUUUAUUUGAGAUUGGCAAUGCCCAUGGAUAGGAAAGUAUGAUUACAAUUUUGUGAGAUAUAUUUAUUUUCCAUGUAGCAAAGUUUUGAUUCAUUGCAAGUGGAUGAUCAUGGUACAACUGUGAAGACGCAUCAUCGCUACCAUAGCGCUGGGUCAUUCCAGUUUUUACCAACCCCUGAUGUAGCUAUGACCAUACAUGAAGACUCAACUUUGCAAGGCGUUGUACCCACAAAGAAAGCAGAGGCUAGCAGGUCCGAUUAUAAUUUGGGAAUACUGUAUAUAUAACCAUAGAAAGAUUCUUAAAUGUGGUACUCUAUUAUUUUAAUCUGUCUUACAUUAAAUUUAAUUGAUAAUUUUGUGUUGUAUGUGUAGGAAAAUGGCAGGAAACAAAAGUUUGGGUGAAAACUAUGCAUUUGCAGGCAUGCAUCAUGUGUUUGAUCAACAUGCAGAGGCUGGUACGUAGCAUUAAGAAAAGUUGAAACAGCAGGAUGUAGCUUUCUGUAGUAGUCCUGGCAGUUUUACACAAAAUAAAUUAUUGGUUUUAAUGUGUGCAAUCUUAUAGAACGUAUCCAUUUAUACUGUGAUAUUAACUGUAAACAGCUUCCUAAAUUUUGGCUUGCAAAAACAGGCUACAAUAUAUACCAGAAAGCUGAGAGGGAUUUAGACUUUGACAUUUUGAGUGAAUGCAUGAAAGACCCGCAGCUUUCUGGUGUUAUUGUCGAUACCUACACUGGUACAACCGUUGUGCACUAUAAAUAAAUAUCUCUGCGAAUAUCUCUACAUAAAAUUCCAUGCAUAAUCUCUUGCUAAUUUUUAUCUAGUCACAUCAAUAAAGUUUGCUCAUGAUGAAAAACAUCAACUUGCUUGCAGUUCAUCUGAUGGUACUAUAUCUGUCUGUCAUUUGAUACCAUCUCCAUCUGUUACUUGCUUUUUAAGAGGACAUAAAGCUUCUAUCAAAGGUACGUCUAAUAUCUUCCAUAGCAUAAAGUCUUAAAGAUGUUAAACUGAAGCUAAUUGUGACUAAAACUUAUUUAGUAAUGAAUUUCAUUGUCAGAUUUUGACUGGUCAGUUGCAAAUGAUUUCAUUGUCUCUGCAUCAUUGGAUGGUUCAUCACGACUUUGGAAUCCCACGUCUGGUCAAUGUCUUCGUGUAUUUGAUGAUAACUGGCUUUGUGCAGUUCUGUCUUGUCGAUUUCAACCUUUAAAUAACAAUAUGAUUGUCGUAUCCUUUUGAGUUUAUAUCUUUUUUUAGCAUUCUUGGUAAAUUGUUCUUCCUUAUUUUUUUGCAUUUCUUUAGCCUUACCAACUUUUUUAUGGAGACCAUUGAAGUCUUGUUUAUCUUUUUCAGGUUGUUUAGACACAAACCAUGGCAGCUUAUUUCUAUGUUGUAGUUUUGCUUGUUACAGAAGUUAUAACAUUAGCAAAAGAUGCACCCAUAGACAAUAAACCUAGCAUGAACAUUUGAGAUCUUAACACGUGAUCAGACAGGAAAUCAAAAAGGUCAUAUUCAAGUCUACAACACCUCAACUGGCAAAUGUAUCAAGGUAAUCUGCCACUGAUCUGUUUGUUAUAUAAUGAUUUGAAAUUUUCAAACAUUUUCAAAUGUUUUCUCCAGGGUGGUACAGGACGAACGACAGGCGCUGUGCUAUCACUUGCCUUUGAUUCUACUGGUACGAUACUCUGGACAGGAGAUGAAAAGGUGUGAUGAUAUUUACCUAUAAACCACUCUGCAUCACCUGCUUCAUAAUUUAUACAAUAAUUUCUAUUGCAGGGUGGUAUAUUGGCAUUUUGUUUUGAUAUUGUGACAGGGCGAGUGCAGAAAGGGAAACGGUGAGUUUGAAUUCUCAUGAGGACUCAUUCUGGAACAUCAUCACAGUGUAACCUAAUGAAGACAGAACUUUAAGUUAACAUAACUUUCCCCCAGAAUUGUUGUUGCAGAUGGAUGUGCGAUCACGUCAAUAUCGUAUCGUAGUUGGAUAAAUCGUGAAGCCAGAGAUCCCUCACUCCUUGUCAAUGUGGCUAAUAACAAUCUAUGUCUCUUCAGGUAUCUGCUCUGUGCAUUUGAUUGUAAUUUUUCCAACAUAAAGUUGACCAAAUAUAUCAAAAGUGGUGGUGCAUGCAGUGUAGUUAUACCCUGGCCCCUGGGUUCGUACGUAAGGUAUACCCCGAGGUUGUUCCACGCUCGCAGAAAUACCUCCGUUGCCAAAUGUGUGAGCAUGGAAAAAGCUUUGGCACUCAGAGUGGUGUACAUGUGGUGGUUGACUACUUACUAAGUAGUGAACCACAUGUACACCUGAUUACAUAGAGGAUAUUACACGGCGGCGCGAAGAUAUGACUUUUAUCUUCGAGUGGUGAAAACAAUAUUUUACGAACGAGCGCAGCGAGUGAGUAAAAUAUUGUUUUUAACACGAGAAGAUAAAAGUCAUAUCUUCAAGCCACCGUGUAAUGUUCUGUUUAUUAUAUAGUCCCAAACAAAAAAUUGUGAAAUUUCACGCUCCAAAGCAAAUUGUCACGUGAUCGAUAUCUUCACCAGUGAAGAUAUAGAAAAUAUCUCACUGUGUAUUUUUCAGUAUCUCACUCUCCCUAUAUAAUAAAAGUUGGUACGACAUGGUUGCCAGCAAGGGCCUUUUGUCGCAAGCGAGUAGUAACCUUGUGGAAAUGUUGUCUUGUAGAGUCGUGAAUGAAGAGGGAGUGUUAAAGUUAAAACGGUCAUUCAACAUUCGUCACCAGUCUCUUGGUAUUCGCAGCUCAUUUUGUCCUCUCAUGUCAUUUAGACAGGGGGCAUGUGUGGGUAAGUUAGGAUUGAUCUUGCAUUAUGGUCAACUCUAACCUAUCUUAAAUAAAUGACUUCAUUAACUUUGUUUCAUUUAGUGAGCGGCAGUGAGGAUAUGGCGGUGUAUUUCUUUGAUGUUGAAAAGGCAGAAAAACCAUGUGUGAAUAAAUUACUUGGUCAUUCAGCUCCUGUUUUGGAUGUUUGUUGGAAUUAUGAUGAAAGUUUGUUGGCUUCCUGUGAUACUGAGGUGAGAAUAUAAUGUAUGCUUCAAACACAAGGGUUUUGUAUUAGAUAUACAUCCAUUCUUUGUAUUUUUAUAUAGGGAACUGUUAUUGUAUGGAAGCGAGAACAAAGAAAAUAUAAUAU